AUGGCGGACUACGACCCAGCGGACGCCGCGCCUUACGACCCGACAGCUCCGGCAGCCGAGUACCAAUACCAGCAAGAACCGGCCGGCGACGAAGACGAUGAGGACGACUACGACCCGUCCAGCCUUGAGAACGAAGACUCAGAAGCUAACGCACAAUCAUCGACCGCACAGCCCGCUAAACCGAAGACAGUGGGUGGCUUCAUAGUAGAAGACGACGAGGAAGAUGAAGACCAGCAGCAAGACGCGGCAAUGCCGCCGUCAUCACAACUCAACGGCACAGCCGGCGCCCACUCUGGACUAGGUGCCGCCGCAGUGUCGGACGCACAAAAUACUGUCAUAGCUAGUGAACCAUCGCAAGAAGACGCUUCUGCAACGAGCACUGCUCCUGUCAAUGGUUCCAGCUCACGUGUUGUUCCCGCUCCUGUCUCUGACACCAGCUCCACUUCCGUCCCAGCAUCUGCUCCUGCUCCUGCUUUCUCCCUCCAGAGUCCCACUGAUCAGGGUAAGCAACAAGUGUCUACCACUGCCUCAGCAGUACAGAGUGCCACCGCUACUCCGCAGCCUCCAGUUGCUUCUACGCCUGUACCGGCUCAAGCAGCUAGCGCAGUGCCUCAAACACCGACCACGCAGCGUCUGCCCCACGACAAAGUCGGCCAGCUUGAAGAUCGCAUCAAAGAGGAUCCGAAGGCUGACACUGAGGCAUGGCGAGCGCUGAUCAGGCACUACCGCGAGAAGGGACAGCUCGAUCAGGCGAGGAAGGUGUACGAGCGGUUCUUUGCUGUCUUUCCAAGCGCCGCACAGAUGUGGGUCGAGUGGGCGCAGAUGGAGCUCGAGGAGAACAACCUCAGCGGCGUCGAACAAAUCUUCAACCGUUCACUUUUGUCAUUACCCAACGUCGACAUGUGGAGCACCUACCUCGAUUACCUCCGCCGCAUUCACCCGCUCAUCGGCGACCCAGACGGCACGAAGCGAAGCAUCAUUUCGCAAGCCUUCGAGCUGCUCCUUGACACUGUCGGCCUCGACCCGGACGCCGGCAGACUCUGGCGCGACUACAUCGACUUUAUCAAAGGUGGACCUGGCUCAAUCGGCGGGACCGGGUGGCAAGAUGCACAGAAGAUGGACUUGCUUCGUAGAGCUUACCAGAAGGCUGUGCGCAUGCCACAUGGGGAGCUUACCAAGCUGUGGAAGGAGUAUGACAACUUCGAGCUUGGAAUCAACAAGGCGAACGGACGCAAAUUCUUGCAAGAGCAGAGUCCACACUACAUGACUGCGCGAACAGCGCUGACGCAGUUGAUGAACAAGAUUGAAGGUCUCGAUCGAGCUGCUUUGCCGCGACUGCCACCGCUUUAUGGAAGCGCUGGAGAAGACGAGUUCGGCACGCAGGUCGAGAAGUGGCGGGACUGGCUGAGCUGGGAGAAGGAGGACCCGCUUGUGCUGAAAGAUGAGGAUAUGGCCGCAUACCGGAAGCGGGCGGUGUAUGUCUACAAGCAGGCUACCAUGCAGCUGCGGUUCUAUCCUGGUAUCUGGUUUGAGGCUGCUUCGUGGUGCUUUGAGCAGAACACCGAGGAAAUGACGAAGCAGGGCGAGGAUUUCAUGGAUAGAGGGAUUGAGGCUUGUCCAGAGAGUGUGCUUCUGACGCUGAAGAAGGCAGAUCGUGUUGAGACCUCAUUGGAGAAGAGCAACGAAGAUGAAGUGGCGAUCAGGAAUGGCGAAAAGCUGGAUCCCAUCUACGAGCACUGCCUGACAGCGCUCUACUCCCUCCGCGACCGCAUGAUCGAGCGCAUGAACAAAGACUCCGCCAAAGUCCAGGAAUACUUCAACUCACUCCCGCCAGAAGACACCGACAUGCCCGCCGCCUCAGGCAACUCUUCCGACGACGAAGACGCGCCCCCGAAACCCCAAACCCGCGCCCAACAACUCGACGCCCAACUCAAGACCGUCAAAACCACCUCGCUACAACAACAGGACACCCUCAAACGCACCAUCUCCUACCUCUGGGUCGCCAAAAUGCGCGCCUUCCGCCGCAUCCAAGGCCAAGGCCAACCUAAGGGAGCGAAGAAAGGGUUCCGCGGCGUCUUCGCCGAGGCACGACCGCGCGGCCAGUUGACGAGUGAAGUCUACAUCGCCUCUGCGCUGAUGGAGUGGGUGUGCUACCAAGACCGAGCGGCCGAGAAGAUUUUCGAACGGGGGUUGAAGCUCUUCCCGACGGACGAGGUGUUCGCGCUGGAGUAUAUCAAGCAUCUCGUCUCCAACAACGACGACACGAACGCCCGCGCGGUGUUCGAAACGACCAUUACCAAGAUCGUCAAAGCGACCGAGCAGGAUCUGCCCAAGCAGCGACAGAAAUGCAGGGUGCUGAUGGGCUACAUGCACAACUUCGAAGCCAACUACGGCGACCUCGACAAGAUCCACAAGCUCGAGAAGCGCAUGGGCGAGAUGUUCGCCGAUGAACCCGAAGUCGCUCGCUUCGGCGACAGAUACGCCCUUCCUUCCUUCGACGCCAUGGCCGCGCAGCUCGUCAUCUCCCCGACGCAGAUCCAGCCGAAACCUACUACCCAACAGCCUUUCGGCGGGCAAGGCCAGGGUUUCGUCCCGAGUAUCGAGCACCAAGCGGGAAGUCCGGCGAGCAAUAUCCGUCUUGGUCCGAAUGGGCCUUACGUCGCGAGCCCGAAGCGUCCGCUGGAGGAUAGUGAUUCUGAGGCACCGGCGCGGAAAUUCCAGCGCGGCGAGUCGCCUCUCAAGGGCGCUGCGGGGCGGAGACUGCAGAACCAUAGCAUUUCGUCCUUGCCUGGCUCAUCCGGCGGUGCAGGUGGUGGUGGAGGUGGGGACAGGGGCUUCGUUACCAAGAACUACGUCCCCCCUUCCUCUGGACCGGGUGCCGCAGGCGCUGGUGCCGGGAUUGGUGGUCUUGGUGGUAUGGGCCCACAGCAUCCAGCCCCUCUGCCCUAUGAGAUCCACCAGCUGCUCAGCGUGCUGCCGCAUGCAAGGACGUAUCAGAGUACGGUUUUUGACGCGGGGAAGAUUGUGGAGUUGCUUAGGGGGCUGCCGCUGCCGGGGAAGUAG
This is a messenger RNA of Saxophila tyrrhenica, 3063 nucleotides long. RefSeq names its product mRNA 3'-end-processing protein rna14 (gene RNA14). The record is from RefSeq and is a predicted model, not a curated record. Gene Ontology annotation, cellular component: nucleus. The transcript has 2 exons. Gene Ontology annotation, molecular function: mRNA binding; protein binding. Lineage: Eukaryota; Fungi; Ascomycota; Dothideomycetes; Mycosphaerellales; Extremaceae. Bases 1 to 3063 code for a protein of 1020 amino acids. Gene Ontology annotation, biological process: mRNA 3'-end processing.